CAAUUCAAGCACUGCUAUAUGCUGAUCAUAACAGAUAAUCCAGCUUUCGGAUUUCCUUGUAUCCGCUUCUUUGUAAACCAUAGUUCAUAUAGUAUUGCUCAUUUUCCACUCAGUGUCAUUGCUUAACAAUGAAGGAUCAGAAAAAAUUGUUACUUGAUAUCUUUUUCAAAUGUUUUGGAACAUUAUAUGACCUAUUUUCUAUUUGUCUUGUGAAUAUAGGAGAGGAGAAAAGGAUAUCCAAUAUUGUUAUAAUUAUAUCAGUUGUGUUGGGCACGCUUCUGCUCGGUAUAGCAAUUUGGCUGCUAUGGAGCUUCAAGAACAAACUUAUAGUUUCAUCUGCAAUUUCAUCGAUUUCGUGCUGCAAGAAGGACGAAACACCAGUAUUUGAUGUGACCAGAAGCAGAGAAUUUUCAACAGAUCUUUCAGGAUCAACUGAUCUUGUUAUAGAAGGUAAUCAAGUAAACGGACAGGAAUUGCCUGUUUUCAAUUUCACUUCUGUAGCAUCAGCUACAAACAAAUUUUCCGAAGAAAACAAGCUCGGGCAAGGUGGAUUUGGUCCCGUAUACAAGGGAAUGCUUCCUGGAGGGCAAGAUAUAGCAGUAAAGAGGCUUUCAGGAAGGUCUGGUCAAGGCCUUGAAGAGUUUAAAAACGAAAUAAUACUGAUAUGAAAACUGCAGCAUAGAAAUCUUGUGAGAUUGUUGGGAUACUGCAUUCAAGGCGAUGAAAGGAUGCUACUUUACGAGUACAUGCCUAAUAGAAGUUUAGAUGGCUAUAUUUUCGAUGAGGCCAAGCAAGCACAGCUAGACUGGGCAAAAAGGUUCAAGAUUAUUGAAGGGAUUGCAAGAGGACUUCUCUAUCUCCACCGUGAUUCAAGAUUGAGAAUCAUUCACCGGGAUCUGAAAGCUAGCAACAUUCUGUUGGACGCAGACAUGAGUCCGAAAAUUUCAGACUUUGGCCUGGCAAGAAUUUUCGGGGGUAACCAAAAUGAAGCCAAUACUGUCAGAGUUGUUGGCACAUAUGGUUACAUGUCUCCAGAAUAUGCCAUGGAAGGACUCUUUUCCGUAAAGUCAGACGUGUAUAGCUUCGGAGUACUAUUACUAGAGAUUGUUAGUGGCAGAAGGAACACAGGCUUUCGUUCAUUUGAUCAUUCUAGCCUUAUUGGUUAUUCCUGGCAUCUCUGGAAUCAAGGCAGAGCAAUGGAGCUUGUUGAUUCUUCGAUCAGCAACUCAAUCUCUCCGAGCGAAGUCAUGAAAUGCAUACAUGUAGGGAUGUUGUGCGUGCAAGAUAAUGCAUUGAACAGACCAGACAUGGCAGCUGUCGUGUUAAUGCUGGAAAGCCAAUCGCCAGCACUUCCCGCGCCGAAGCAGCCUACGUACACUUCAAUGAGGAGCUCCAUUGAUGCAGAAUACAUUCUUGAAGGUCAAGAAAUUAAAGAGUUUUAGCUGGCAAUUUUCCCAGAAAGCUGGCUUGAAGACAUGGAGAAGAUGAGUGAUGUGGUAGCUGGAAGUUAUCAGAAACCCUAGAUUUGGUUUAAACACCCAUUGCUCUCUGUACUUUGGUGAACUUCUAGAUAUAGAAUUUCUUGGUUGGCUUCUUCUGAUCUCUGUAUAUAUAAGUGUAUAAAUAUUUUCCAUUAAAUUGAAUAAAAAAGUGAAAGA
Carica papaya (papaya) is the source of this 1658-nucleotide messenger RNA. The record is from RefSeq and is a predicted model, not a curated record. Lineage: Eukaryota; Viridiplantae; Streptophyta; Magnoliopsida; Brassicales; Caricaceae.